Molecule: messenger RNA, 1107 nt
Organism: Lichtheimia ornata
Lineage: Eukaryota; Fungi; Mucoromycota; Mucoromycetes; Mucorales; Lichtheimiaceae
Exons: 6
Coding region: 1-1107 (368 amino acids)
Biological process (GO): negative regulation of transcription by RNA polymerase II
Cellular component (GO): Sin3-type complex
Molecular function (GO): histone deacetylase binding
Source: RefSeq, a predicted model, not a curated record
AUGCUUACACGCAAUUACACAGCGGCAGACGAUCCCUCUUCUUCAAGUCAAGCCGACUCGCGCCUCUCGCUUGGAUCACCUUUAUCACAAGGGGGUGAUACAGACGACUCUCCUUCUCGUGAAUACACCUCUUCAAGAAUCAUUUAUGCGCAUCAAAGCAUGGAUGUUGAUGGUGAUGACGAUGGUGAUGAUGAUGAUAUGCAUCCAACUCGGCCAUCGACGACAUUGAGCGAUUUUGAUCAACAACGAUUUGAGCAGGAUGUCCUUGAUCUUUCGAUAGCACAUCAUUCGAGUUAUGCUGUGGGUGGUUCAGAUCGUGUUCUUCGAAGUAUGCGACAUGCACAUGACACCAACAUGGGACGUCGUCGUGCACUUAGCAGUAAUAAUGAACAGCAUACAAUUGGAUCAGAGACAUUAUUACCAUCCUCCAACAGACGCAACAACCUUCGUUUUGCUUAUCAAAGACAAACCAGUACGAAUGGAAGCAUCAAUCACAAUGAAGAUGGUCGAGAUCGUUCAACACCCUCCAAUAGUACAAAUCAUCAUCACGAUCAGGAACAACAACGUCAACGUGAAGGCUUGGAAGCUCUUACUCGCAUUGAAACCCAAUUCGCUGAGUUGAGGAAUAGGAUAUACCAGGAAAGGAUGGCCGAGUUGAAUCGUGAGGCUUUGAUGAUUUCUCAAGGGACACAUCCUGAGAUGGCGCCUUUUUUCCAAGUACUCGAUCAAAGGAAAGCUGAUAGGACCAGGGAAGCUGAAGCCUUGUAUAAGCAAAGGAAGAACGUCAUCCGCAACGAAUAUGAUGCAAUCAAACACCAAGCAAAUACAGAAUUUGUGGCAAAAAGGAAGGAUUUGAAAGAGAAACUUUUGGCGAAUCUCCAUCAGCAGCUAUUCCAAUUGAAAUAUGAGAGAGAAACCUUAUUACGUAGGAUGGCGACACCACCCGGCAAUCGUCACUCAGCCAUCCUUAGCCGACCCUCCAUGAAAAGACAGAAACAGCAGCAACAACAGCAGCACAAGCCCCGCUAUCCGAAGGUUGUUCCGAUACCUCAGGGUCUACCCCAAGCUUCUGCAUGCAAGGACCUCAACAUGAUCAAGAACAAGUGA